AUGGAAUCUGCGCGAAGCCUCUACAAAAAUGACAUCGAUUUUGCAGCCUUGGCGCUGCAAUCGCGCGAUUUCGCCAAGCACUUGACACCAAACGGCCAACUGAACUUUACUGAUCCAGCCGCUGUCCGACAACUCACCACCACCCUCUUGCAGCAAGAUUUUCACCUGAAAGUUGAGAUCCCCGAGAAUCGACUGUGUCCACCGGUACCAAAUAGACUCAACUACAUCCUCUGGCUGCAAGACCUCAUCGACUCCAGCGCUGGAGGACUGCAUGAGGGGUAUGACCGAUACCGGGAGGUCGUCGGCCUCGACAUCGGAACGGGAUGCAUCGGUAUCUAUCCCCUGCUGGGCUGUGCGACACGGCCGCGGUGGAACUUUGUAGCAACAGACAUUGACUCGAACAAUAUUCGCACCUCCCAGCAUAACGUGGCGCUUAACAACCUCGAAUCACGAAUUCGGAUCGUAGACUCUGACCCAGACGGACCUCUCUUCCCGUUAGAGAAGCUAGGCUGUCAGACCCUCGACUUCACCAUGUGCAACCCACCAUUUUACACCUCAUCCUAUGAGCUGAACAAAUCUGCUGAGCAGAAGGAACGAGACCCCUUUUCGGUUUGCACUGGCGCCGAAGUGGAAAUGGUGACCAAUGGCGGAGAAGUAGCUUUCGUGAAGAAAAUGAUCGACGAGAGUCUCCAGCUGCGCGACCGCAUCCAGUGGUACACAUCCAUGCUCGGAAAAUUAAGCAGCAUCAACGUACUCGUGGAGACCCUGCUUAAGCAUGAGAACCACAAUUUUGCAGUCACCGAGUUCGAGCAGGGAAGCAAGACGAAGCGCUGGGCCGUGGCGUGGUCAUGGGGAGACAGACGGCCUGCCAUGAAUGUUGCGCGUGGAAUCCCCGGCUGCCCGAAGAGUCAUUUGCCUUUCCCUUCAGAUUACACAUUUACGCUACCACCUGACAUAUCAAUUGACACAGCAACUGCUGCGAUAAAUGCAGAACUCGAAUCGUUGCCUUGGUUUUGGUGUUGGGAUCAGUCUCGUUCUGCGGGGACUGGAUUCGCUGCUGAGAAUGUGUGGUCGAGAUUCGCCCGCCGGAAGAUGAAACUUGCCGGGGAGGGUGCGGCGAAAUUAAAGGUGAUUCCGGCCCAGGUGGCGCUAGGAGUGCGUCUGCAGAUACGGCUGGUCCGGGGGCAGAAACCGGAUGAGAAAGAGGUGAAGGUUUUAGUCCGCUGGGCGCAGGGGACCGACACCGUUUUGUUCGAGAGCUUCUGUGGGAUGAUGAAGAGGAAGUUGGAAUCAAAAUAA
Penicillium robsamsonii is the source of this 1299-nucleotide messenger RNA. Its product is annotated as DUF890 domain protein. Gene Ontology annotation, biological process: rRNA base methylation. Gene Ontology annotation, cellular component: nucleus. Lineage: Eukaryota; Fungi; Ascomycota; Eurotiomycetes; Eurotiales; Aspergillaceae. The transcript has 10 exons. The coding region runs from base 1 to 1299 and encodes 432 amino acids. The record is from RefSeq and is a predicted model, not a curated record. Gene Ontology annotation, molecular function: 23S rRNA (adenine(1618)-N(6))-methyltransferase activity.